CAAGGGUCAUUGCAUUCGGUAGGCUUUCAAUUUACCUGUUAAGCUGAAAGCUCCUCCCCCAUUAAAUUUAUCCAACUGUUCUGCUGCUAAUUCCUUUUGCCAACCUCUUCUGUUUGACCUUCCUUAGCUGAAAGCUUUCCGACCAAUAUGGCAACUUCUUCUACUGAUACUGAAGACUAUGACCAAUCCAAAUACUGGGUAGCUCCGGCUAGAAAUUUCAGAUCUUCUGCACGCCUGCAUCUCCAGCAUUUCCUUAUCCAGAACACGCUCGGCUACCUUCUAGAACCGGCCGUCGAAAAGGCCGUCGCCGGGUCAUCACAACUCAAGGUUGCGGACCUUGCUUGCGGCAAUGGCAUAUGGUUAACUGAACUACACUCUAACCUUGCUAAGAACGGCAUAGCUGCCCAGCUAGAUGGGUUUGAUAUCAAUCCCAUCAACUUCCCGGACCCGGCUUAUCUCCCGGCUUCUGUAUCUCUCAAGGAGCUCGAUAUCCUUGCGAAACCGCUCCCCGCUGAGUUGAUUGGCGUAUACGACAUUGUCCACAUCAGAGCCUUUGUUAGCGUUAUACCCAACGCGGAUCUCACACCCGUCCUCUCCGUCGCAUCUGAGCUUCUGAAGCCUGGUGGAUAUCUACAGUGGGAGGAAUCCCGGGGUGACAGAUUCAUCGUGGAGUCGCCUUCACCUCAGAUAUCCAAAGCCGCCUGUGAUACCAUCGUGCAGGUGCUCAAGGGUGGUCUACAAGCGAGAGGUAUCCGAAAUGAUUGGGUUGAUGUUUUAGACACCCAUCUUGAGAAGUACGGCCUCCAGAACGUUCAUAUGAACGUACAUGAGAAGAGAAAGCAGGACUUUAAGGGCUGGACUGAAGACUACUUGAUGGUCUGGGAGGAGCUUGCAGUAUUCUUUCCACCCAAGUCAAAGGAACCAAAUGCACCAUUGUCCCGUGAGGCCUGGUUUGAUUUGUUUGCAAAUGGCGUCAAGGAGACGGAGCAAGGCGUUGUGAUCCAUCAAGGAAAAGUCAUAACUGCUGUUGGCCAGAAGGCACUAUGAUGUGAUACUGUUCUAUUAGGGGCAAAGAUUUGCUGGUAUUUGUUCUUCGGCGCUCUUUAUUGCCAGGCAAGCAAUGUUAAAUUUACAUAGGUUUUAAGGACAAAUGGAUGUAGAACGUGUUUCAAUACACUACGUGCUUUCUAAUCAUGCGAUGUUUAGCGUUCAGCAAUCUGGAUAUUCUAUAGAUAACCAGCUUUGGAAAUUCUAGCACUACCUAGGUAAUUACCAGAAGCUUACUCGUCACAUUACAGGUACUGUUGUUUGAUCAGUGAGUAGGGGUAAUCAGGUACCCAGGUAACUAAUGGAGUACAUAUGGAAUCGUAAGAGCUUCUAAAUUAAAACAGGUACCUUUUCACACCUACUCCUAUGACAUCUUACGGAGCCUUUGAAUAUCAUGUUGAACCUUGAUUAGUUGAGUGGCGUUUGGUGGUCUCACCGUUUGUCAAUUACUCCUAUAUGAUAGUUGUCAACUCGUUUAUACUUAGUAUCAAUGACGGAUAUAAUAUCAUGGCUUGCAAAUAGAGGUCCUGUUCCCGCGCACUACCUAUUCUACAAACGUCUCAUUCGAAAAAGCAAAUUUAAGCGGAGUUCCAGCCUUUACUUUUUUUUUUUUUUUUCAAUUGUCUAUAUCAUUAUAGAGGUCUCCAG
Messenger RNA from Hypoxylon trugodes, 1695 nucleotides. RefSeq lists its product as uncharacterized. Lineage: Eukaryota; Fungi; Ascomycota; Sordariomycetes; Xylariales; Hypoxylaceae. The transcript has a single exon. The record is from RefSeq and is a predicted model, not a curated record. Bases 148 to 1047 code for a protein of 299 amino acids.